Drosophila eugracilis is the source of this 565-nucleotide messenger RNA. Its product is annotated as iron-sulfur cluster assembly 2 homolog, mitochondrial. The transcript is spliced from 2 exons. Gene Ontology annotation, molecular function: iron ion binding; 4 iron, 4 sulfur cluster binding; 2 iron, 2 sulfur cluster binding. The record is from RefSeq and is a predicted model, not a curated record. The coding region runs from base 99 to 518 and encodes 139 amino acids. Gene Ontology annotation, cellular component: mitochondrion. Lineage: Eukaryota; Metazoa; Arthropoda; Insecta; Diptera; Drosophilidae. Gene Ontology annotation, biological process: iron-sulfur cluster assembly.
CAAGGCUUAUCGAGCGAAAACAGCUGUCGUUGUUUGGAUUACGAGAUAGUAAAUAGAACUAUUGAAAUUAAAUUUGUUGGCUGUGAAAUAAAGGAAAUAUGGCUUUCCUAUUGAGACAAGUGGCAAAGUCGGGAUUGCAGAGAAAUCUGAUACUGAUGCGGCACGCUUCCGCCUCCACAUCCGCGAAUCCUGAGCUGAGUGUCCAGGUUAGUGAGAGCUGCAUGAAGCGUCUCCGUGAAAUUUGCGUGGAUGGAUCGUUUCUCCGUGUGACCGUGGAAGGAGGCGGAUGUUCCGGCUUCCAGUAUAAGUUCGAUUUGGAUAAGCAACUAAACGAGGAUGACCGGCAGUUUGGUGAGGACAAGGCUAAAGUGGUGAUUGACACCGUCUCACUGGAAUACUGCAGUGGAGCCACCGUGGACUAUCACAGCGAACUAAUUCGCGCCGGAUUCCGUAUGGUGGCCAAUCCGCUGGCGGAACAAGGCUGCUCCUGUGGAUCAUCCUUUUCAAUCAAAUUGUAGUUUAAACUUUAGAGAAAAUUAUUUAAUACACAUAUAAUGUUCAGUUA